Molecule: messenger RNA, 423 nt
Organism: Panthera uncia (snow leopard)
Lineage: Eukaryota; Metazoa; Chordata; Mammalia; Carnivora; Felidae
Gene: CAMK2N2
Product: calcium/calmodulin dependent protein kinase II inhibitor 2
Biological process (GO): negative regulation of protein kinase activity
Molecular function (GO): calcium-dependent protein kinase inhibitor activity; protein kinase binding
Source: RefSeq, a predicted model, not a curated record
CCCGGAUGCUGCAUGACUUCAUCCUUCCGCCGGCUACCCUGCUGAGCUAGGGCCGGUCCGGCAGCUAGCCCGCCGCCCGCGCCCCGCUGCAGUCCCGCGCCCGCCCCGCGCCCGCCCCGCGCCCGCCAUGUCCGAGAUCCUGCCCUACAGUGAGGACAAGAUGGGCCGCUUCGCCGCCGACCCCGAGGGCUCCGACCUCUCGUUCAGCUGCCGCCUGCAGGACACCAACUCCUUCUUCGCGGGCAAUCAAGCCAAGCGACCCCCCAAGCUGGGCCAAAUCGGCCGAGCCAAGAGAGUGGUGAUCGAGGAUGACCGGAUAGACGACGUGCUGAAGGGGAUGGGGGAGAAGCCGCCGUCCGGAGUGUAGACGCGCCGGCUCGGGCGGCGGGCUCCGGGCCCAGCCCCGCAGCGGCCAGGAGCGCG